Pristis pectinata (smalltooth sawfish) is the source of this 2284-nucleotide messenger RNA. Its product is annotated as RING finger protein 223. Gene Ontology annotation, biological process: protein ubiquitination. The transcript is spliced from 2 exons. Gene Ontology annotation, molecular function: ubiquitin protein ligase activity. The coding region runs from base 79 to 765 and encodes 228 amino acids. The record is from RefSeq and is a predicted model, not a curated record. NCBI's taxonomy places the organism in Eukaryota, Metazoa, Chordata, Chondrichthyes, Rhinopristiformes, Pristidae.
ACAACAUGUUCUGUGCCCCAGUCACCGGGAGUUUCAGCGCGUUUCCUGCUCGCUUUCAGCAUCAGGGAAAGGUUCAAAAUGUCUGUCACCAACCACGUGUGGCACACUCAAGCCGUCUCUUCCGAGGAACCUCCUGCUGGGAAAUCUGUGGACGGCUCAGACAGGAACUCCAUGGAAGGACUGGAGUGCGCCAUCUGCUUCAGCUCCUAUGACAACAUCUUCAAGACUCCCAAGCUGCUUGAAUGUCAGCACACGUUUUGCUUGGAAUGUCUGUCCAGGUUAAUGGCCACAAUGCCAGCUGAACAGGCCAGCGAUAUCGUCUGCCCCCUCUGCAGGCAUCAGACGGCGCUGCCUGACAACGGGACCCCUGCCCUCCAAACGAGCCAGGACCUGCUCGCCAAACUCCCUCCACAGCUGCAGCUUGAAGAGCCUGUGUGGGUAGAGGGCAGGAAACUGUGCCAUAAGAAAAGCUCUGCCGAGUCCGGAAGUACUGACUUCUGCAUCUGCAUUGAUAUCGGUGAAGACAAACAGGAGAAUUCACCUCCUGCAACAGACAGUAACAAUGAAGGACGAAAUUGUUUUUCCUUUCUUGGAGACUGGAAGAGACUGGUCCUGUUUAUUGUGGUGUUGCUUAUGUUUGUUGGCAUUGUGUUAUGGCCAGUUCAGUGCAUGAUUGUCACAAGAAAUCUGAGCUGUGCCCCUAACCAACCAGCUACAACACUCGACCCAGCCACCACGCUUGUUCCAUUCAGUACACCUUUUUGACACAACCUGGGCAAGUCAACUGGAAAGAAGAAGUCUACGCUUGUACAUUUUCCCCCAGCUUGAAAGACUCCCAGAUGGGGACUGCAGCUGUUCUUGUACGUAUUCUCAGACUAAUCACAGCAAGACCAAAUCGAGACUGAAGUGGGAUUUUGUUUUAAAGUUUCCUGUCAAGGGAGUCAAGUGACUUUACUGUUGACUGACUUUGUGAUUUGCAUGUACAGAGAUCCAGCCAGAAGAAUUUGCAUUAUCGCAGUCAAGUACUUGAGGGCUUGAUCCAUCAGCUGGUUUGAUGUUCUAUCUGUUGCCACAAGUUGACUGGGAUCAAUUUGCUUGUAUCUGCACUAACCUAUGUGUUUUUUUUAAAGACUUAUUUGAGAAUAUAUUCAGUCCAGAGAACACUGAAAAUCUUUAAGUUAUAGUUAAUUAACAUUCCCUUGGACAGGGAUAUGUAAGCACUUUCAAUGUACAGUAUGUGGUUAUUUGCAAAAUGUGCAAAUCUUUAUAUUUACAGAAAAAAGCUGCAGUUGAUAGGGCAAGGUGGUUCAGAAACAUUACAGAAUUGCAUGAUGUAACCUUAGUAUACAAUGCCACAAUGUGCAAAAUCAGUAGCGUUAAGUAGCAUUUAAGGAAAACUCCAUUUGUGUGAGGAGAGUGGGGGAAGGAAUAUGAUUUACUCUUUGUCACAUAUCACCCUAAUAUCUCACUGGGAAUUGGUGAAACCACUUCUUUUGUAAAGUGCUGUCACACACGUUUGUCUGCUGUACUUGUGUCCAGCAAUAACCAGGCUCAAUAGUCAUGGUUUUACACUGUGACAAUGUAGUCUGUCAAUUCCCAAUCCCCCAAAAUAUAACCAGGAAUCCCCUGGAGGCUUCAGACUUGCCCAAUACCCAAGAUUAAGUUUGGCAUCCUCAGUUUUGUUCUUAAUCUAUCAGCUGACUGGCCUUUGCGUUCCCAGCAAAAUGUUUAUCUGAACAUUGAAUCAGUCCUCUUGUGUAUUGAGGCUUUGGACAAUCUGGUUGCUUAUUUUGGCUUGCUUAAAUGUGAAGUGCUGGCUUUUAUCUAAACUGCACUAACUGCUCCACUUAAUACUGGGUUGAGAUAACUCCUUUACAAAGCUGCUAUGCACCUUUACACAUAAAACAGUUCCCGGCAGAUUCAGGUGAGACUCCAAAUGUUGUAACAUUCCAAAGCCUGCCAAUACAUUUUAAACACUGUCCUUUGGACUGUUAAUGCUAAAUUAUGUUUCUGGGAUGUUUGACUAAAUGAUAACAGCGUCUAGUCAAUGAAAAACAGACCUGGUGUUAACUUUCCAGUUGUGCAAUGAUAUACUUUAAGGCUUGCUUCAAGGAGAAGCACCAAACCAACUGUCUUUUGUUUGACAAAUUAAUUUUUUCAGGUGUGAACUCUUGAAUUAAGAUGCAAUGAAAAAUCAGUACCCAACCUAUCAGUUGAGCUGUCUUCCUGAUUGUUCAACUAGUUUCACAUUAUGGGCAAAACUUUAUUUUUCAGAUGUAGUCCA